AUGUCAGAUAUUGAUCACCUUAGCCCAGAAAUUAUUCCGAUGAUUGCUCGAUAUCUUGAAAGCAGAGACUUCUUCAACCUUCGCCUGGGUAGUUUGUACCUAAGAGACAGCACCUUCGCGCUCUUCCUCAAGCUCUACUUCCGCACGCGAACCCACAUGUUAAGCCGGCACAGCCUUAUGAAAUUACUCGACAUAUCGCAUCAUCCGAUUCUAGGUCCUUCGAUACGCUCUGUGGUCAUCACUACCAAUCACUUGACUCCGGAUGGACUUUCGGAUGAGCCCUACCUUCCAACCUGGAUGGAGCGAAAUGUCUACCCGAUCGAUAAAAAGAGGUAUCGUGAAUAUUAUAUACAACAAAAUUCCUUCCGACAAUCAGGCUUGGACACAACAUAUCUAUCAGAAAUACUAGCGAAUGCGGUUCAUUGUCGAACUCUGGCCCUGGCUGACCGCGAUCAGCCCUGGGGGGCUGCAUUUCUAGAAAGAGAAACCGGGGUCUACCCGACCUCAAGUAUGGAAAACGAAUACAGCAAGAUCUAUGUUCAACAAGUGACCCAUGUGAUUAUUGCCGCUGCGACCGCCAGCGGAGUUUCAAUAGAGAAAUUCGAAUUGAAUGCUGGACUUGGGCGAGCAAUGAAUCCAAGUGUGCUCAGAUUCCCCGAACUUCACCGAAUACAACUACCGUGGGCUGCGACACUCACCUCGUUGCGGCUUUUGAUGAGUCCGAAUUAUGACGAAGAUCCACAUGUUUGGUCUAAGCCUCUCGCUGAUUUCAUUUCGCUCUUUCCACGAUUAGAGGUACUUGACCUGUAUUUCAACAGACGUCUGCAGCAAGCCGGAUUCCAGGCGCUCAGUCAGGCAUUAAGUCUACCAAAUCUUCGAAUUUUACGGCUUGGCGGCUUUGACUGUCUUUCAGAUGACCUGCUAUUACUUUUCGGCAUCCACCAAAACAGCUUGAGAGAGGUUGUCUUAAACCAUGUUGGUAUUAGUACACGCCUAGAUGGCUCGUGGCAGAAGUUGGUGACUAUGCUGCACGCCCAGCUUCAAAUUACGAAGUUGGAAAUCGUGGGAUGCAAUGUUGAUGGUCAUUUGAUAUGUCUCCGGAAGAGUGAUCUUAGCUUGUCGGCGCAAUCUCAAGUACUUGGUGAAACCCGUCAGUUGCUAUACGUCUGA
Molecule: messenger RNA, 1170 nt
Organism: Penicillium egyptiacum
Lineage: Eukaryota; Fungi; Ascomycota; Eurotiomycetes; Eurotiales; Aspergillaceae
Source: the annotation of a GenBank genome assembly